AUGGAAACCAAUGUCAAGAUCAGUCUGGUCGACAAGACCGCUCCCCGUCGUCCGUCGGACGAUGCGCUGGCGCAAUCGCACACCGCAACAGACCUCUCCCGAAAUAUCUCGAGGAAGUUCACCCGUGCAUCGAUACGAAGCGAGCUCGCCAAGCGCAAGUAUGCCAAAUGGCAGCCGGACCGUCUAGGGCGGGACCUGUUCACGACCGAGACGAGAACGGACACACUGGCCGGGGAGAGUCGCUUGACGGCGGGCCCCUCGUCGCAGAGCUCUCCGGAGGACCAGCCCAAUGUCGACUCGUCGGACGUCGACCAGGGCGCUGCUCGGGAUCACGAACACGACGGCCACAGCCACCCCAAGCUGUCGGGGCUGAAGCCGGGCACCGAGCUGGACAUCCUGUACGAGAACCAGCGGGGUUGGUUCUUCUUCGGCAUCCCCCUCUACUCGCACAGCUCGCUGCUCAACUUUGACCCGGCGGCCUGGACCACCCCCGACGGUCGGGACAGCGCCGUCGACAUCACGAAAGCGCAGCUCCCGGACCCCAGCUGGGAAUGGGUCUGGAAGACCUGGUACGUGGAUAUGUCCGGGGAUGUGGAUGACCAGGGGUGGCAGUACUCGUUCUCGUUUGGCUCAUCGGCCUGGCACGGGUCGCAUCCCUGGUAUCAUUCGUACGUGCGCCGGCGCCGAUGGGUCCGGCUUCGCGUGAAGCGCGUGUCGGAGCGCAGUCGUCGCGGUCGGUCGGGUCUGGAAGUGGCGCACAUGCUUAACGAGGAUUAUUUCACGAUCCACUCGGGGAAGGCGAAGACGAGGGCGUCGAGCGCCGGUGGCCUGUCGCGCGCCACGUCCGGGUAUCUCAGUCGAGCGGCUACGAAGGUAGAGGAGGAGGUGCCGGUGGAGGAGAUCGCCAAUAUCCCGGCCUUGAUGCAUGCGUUGCGAGUGGCCAGAGUCGAUCGGGAGAAGAUGGACGCUCUGGAGCAGUUCCUGCAGGAGGGUGGGGACGAGCUCUUUUAUUUGGAUGGGAAGAUUCCCGAGAUCAUGUCUAUGUUUGUCUUCCAGGCUUCUCGGUGGCAGUACUUCACCCGCUUAUCGGAUGUCGUCGAGGAGUUGUCCCAGAGUAGCUCUGAAACGAGCGGGAAGGAGGCAGCGGAGCUCCAGCGCAAACGCGAUCACCUUCAAAAAGCUGCCGAUGUGGCCCGGCGUCAUCUCACGGGGCCUGAGGUGCUGCAUGCCGAUAACCGGCACCUGGACGCGGGUAUGCUGGACCUGACUCCAGCCCCGAAGAGGGGCAGUUUGUUGUCGAGGUACUCCGGCAAAGUCUCAUUCCGUCCUAUGGAUGACGGGGGUGAAAUUAAAGGAAUCCCCCAAGCUGCUGAAGUCGGGCGUGAGGGCCAUAUUUACCAAACAACUCCCUCAAUUCCCUUUACCCGUUACCCUCCCCCCCCCCCUUGGCCCUGUUUCUUGCCUAGGGUCGGUCCCUACGGGUUCUCGUCAAUGCUCUCACGCAGUCGGCCGUAUCUCACGAGGCGCAGGCUAUCUGCUGUCCUGGACCACGUCGCGACUGCCCCCGAUGAGCCACUCCUCUUUCUUUACCCAUCCUGGUUUACGUCUCUGCCCGCGCAUCGGAGGUCAUCCUUGACAAGAAAUCCUUCUCUCAAUUCUUCAAGACAAUAUCACCGCCCUAGCAAACGUGGAUCCAAUGUCUCCCAACUCCCCGCGCAGUCCUCGACCGGGAGUCACUCCUCCAGACACAUAACCACUUCUUCCGUUGCCGUCGGAAGACAUGGCUUAGACAAGGAAACCACAACGCCUGCAGCAAAGCCUGAAGCCUCACGGAGGUCACCCUUCCCUCAACCGACGUCGGACAACACUUCGAGAUGGACGCCACCGCGGGUAAGAAGUCUCGCCGCGCUAUCCUCGAUCUCCCCCCGCGAUAAAAAGAAACUACAACACCGACAGUCCGAACUCGACAACACGCGCAAAAACCAACAGAAAACAAUAGAGGGACGGUGGAAAGACCAGGCUGCGGUUUUCGAGAGGAUGCUCAGGAUGAAUCGGGCCAUCCCGGCAAGUGCUCCGUUGAAGUCCAACCAGCUGGAGCUAUAUCUCAGGGAGGAGACAAUCGCAGAAUUCGCCGGCCUGGUGUCGAGAGGCGAGAACAUUUUCUAUCGCCAUGUGUAUCACGGGUGCAAGGUGCAUGUUAAGCCGCUGUCGGAGAGCGUCGGGAUGUGUCGCCGGGUGAUUCUGGAGGGUCGACCGGCGGCGGUGGAGGAGGUCAAGAAAGAACUGCUGGAGAUUGGGACCCUACAGGAUGAAUAUGAUCCGGUCGUUGACAUGCGUAAACCGGUGGUUCCCAUCUACCCUCGGGUUGACCGCCGGAUACACAAAGACAUACCCUUGGUUCGCGGCACGUGGGAUAUGCCCAAGGAUCCCACGGAGUUCACCGUGGAUCAGAUUGUCCGCCAGGGAGAGCUGCUCGCUACUGUGAGGGACUUUACGCACCAUGUGGAGGAUCUCGUCACCUCUUGGCCCAACUCCAAGGAGCAGCCCGGGAAGCACGGCGCGGAUGUGGCCGAUGCUCUCGAGACGCUUUUCCUGAAAAGCGCCCACACCGAACUGAUAUCAACAGCGUCGUUGAAUCAGGCCCUGUCGUUCUUGUUGGAACGCAAGCAGUAUUGGAUUGCCCACCAGAUUUUCCGCUCCGCAAAACAUGUUGCAACCGUGGAAACCUUCAACAUGAUGCUCAAGUCGACGGCCCUAGAGCAGAACCUGAAGCGGUUCAGGAGCCUCUUGCAUGGUAUGGAAAAUCUGGGCAUCCGCGCAGAUGUCGAGACCUGGCUUGCUUAUGCUGACUGCUUUGUUUCUCCAAGCAAGAAGAUGGCAGUAGUGAACAGUCUACGGCAGCGAGGCAUGCUGCAGGAGACCACGCUACAGCGGACGGCGUUGCGCGCGGUGUUGCACGACUUACUGGUGGAGCACCUCCAUGACGGCGGCGACAUGAACUCUUUUCUGGAAAAGAUAGCCCGGGACUGGGACAGCACGAUGUGGAGCCCGAGUAUGGUCAACCAGAUGAUGUGCGCCGUCAUGCGAGUGAAUCAUCUGAAGGCGAGAGAUCAAUUGUUCCAAUUCUGCAGGCAGAAUGGCUUACGUAUUGAGCCUUACACUUUUCUCCUUCUCGUGGGCACAUGCAACAAGGGCAACAUUCUCCAGGCCCUGCAAUACAUGUACCAGACCAUGGAGGAUCCGGCGCGAGAGCUCACCAUUGCCGGCUGGACGCGAAUCUUUCUGCACGCAUGGCACGGCGGAUACUACAACAUUUGCCGUGUCAUAUGGCGGUAUGCCUGCAUGAGAGGGCACGCAGCUUCACGCAUCGCCGAGCGGGUCUAUGAAUCCCUGCUGCACGAAGCUGGCCCGGAGACAACCUUCCGCCGGGCCGUCGCGGCGCGGCUCAUCCUCGGGAUCGAUCUGGGGACGCCCCGGCCAACCGUCGCCGGAAGAUUUUAUAAGCUGAAAGGGUUGCCGGCUGAUCAUUCUGCGGACCCGGUGAAGUACCUGUGCAUUCAGGUUGAUCCCAAGGAGCGGAACAACCAGCUGAAUGUCAGCGAGGCGAUUCUUGCUCGCGAUAUGGACGUGGCACGGUUCUACAAGCCCCAGGUAUCCUUUCGGGCGAUGCUCGACGCUGCGACCAUUGUGGAUCUCGAAUGGAAGGAAUUGGCCCGCGAGAAAGCAUUAGCUCGCGAGGGGGCUCUGACCCUUGAAUGGAUGCGCGACAACAUCAUCCAGGUCAAAUUACUCCCGCACGACCGCAAGGACGAGAAGAAAAAGAAGCAGCAGCAGCAGCAACGGUGGCGGCGGCGGUGAUUGAUUCCCGCUGCCUGAUUUUGCGGCCCUGGUCCCCUGCUAGGCCUCAUACAUUGGCCAGGAUCAUGAGCUAGUCGGUAAGCCUCGUCGUAUCUCGAAGGUACGCAAGGCUGGCUUUUUCUCCCCUUCCAACUGCAUCUCUUGGAAUCUCCCCCUACCCCUACGAGUGCCUAUCCUUCUGUCGCAUUCUUCUCUCAACUCGUCACUCACCCACCCAUCCACCCACCUCUCGGCCCUUGGCGACCCUGUAUAUAUAUGUAUAUUGAACCAUAAUUGUAUAUAGAUGUUCUACUAUAGAUAUAGAGCGGAAGAUAAAG
Messenger RNA from Aspergillus japonicus CBS 114.51, 4175 nucleotides. RefSeq lists its product as uncharacterized. Gene Ontology annotation, cellular component: membrane. Bases 1 to 3858 code for a protein of 1285 amino acids. The record is from RefSeq and is a predicted model, not a curated record. Gene Ontology annotation, molecular function: protein binding. Lineage: Eukaryota; Fungi; Ascomycota; Eurotiomycetes; Eurotiales; Aspergillaceae. The transcript has 4 exons.